AUGGCCACUAUCAUCGCUCUUCGGCAGACCGGCCGGAACAACGGCAUCACAAAACGCGUCCUCAACAUGGGUUGUUGCAAACAACUCACGAUAUUUGGGGACACUUUCUCUAUGGCGUUGACAGAGCCCCAGCGUUUAUCAAGCAGAAACAACAGACAACAAUCCAAAAAUACAACGGUCAAGCCCACGCCAGCUAUGCGCCGCUGUAUCAGGAAUAAUGUGAUGGACCCAUGGACGUACAGAGACGUCCAUGCUCUGCUUUACUCUGGUUUCAGAGUCGGAUGGAUCAAGGGACCAACCAGCACACACGAGUGA
Messenger RNA from Fusarium graminearum PH-1, 315 nucleotides. RefSeq lists its product as uncharacterized. The record is from RefSeq and is a predicted model, not a curated record. The transcript is spliced from 2 exons. NCBI's taxonomy places the organism in Eukaryota, Fungi, Ascomycota, Sordariomycetes, Hypocreales, Nectriaceae. The coding region runs from base 1 to 315 and encodes 104 amino acids.